Messenger RNA from Nothobranchius furzeri (turquoise killifish), 1750 nucleotides. It is a transcript of the gene atpaf2, whose product is annotated as ATP synthase mitochondrial F1 complex assembly factor 2. The record is from RefSeq and is a predicted model, not a curated record. Gene Ontology annotation, cellular component: mitochondrion. NCBI's taxonomy places the organism in Eukaryota, Metazoa, Chordata, Actinopteri, Cyprinodontiformes, Nothobranchiidae. Gene Ontology annotation, biological process: mitochondrial proton-transporting ATP synthase complex assembly.
AACAGUUUACGACACUGUCAACCAACUCGCAAAGAAGGUCAGCCAGCGUGCUUGAAACGCCGGAGCUUGAGACGAGAACAAAUGCUAAAACUGCAAACAGUCUGUAAAUGAUAGAUGUAAAUGUCAUUCCGUUUACGAUGUUGCGCUAUUUUAAGUGAGAAACGGUGGGAAAAAGCUUUGCGAUUUGUUUCUGUUUUAUUAUUAGCCUUACGCCAAAGUCGCUGAGCCAUGUUUAGAAGUCUUAUUAGACUCAAGAGUCCAUUUGGAAGUGUUAUUUCUCUUUACAACGUGUGCCCGAGGCAUCAACACUCCAGUUGUACGCGGAAGUAUUCCACCGCCACAUCAGAGAGGAAGAAGUUUUAUCAAGAUGUAAGCAUCUCCCAAGGUGAAGGUGGUCUCUACGAGAUAAACCUUGACAGAAGGAAACUGAAAACUCCAGGUGGGAACCUGUUCGUAGUGCCUAAUGAGGCCCUGGCCGUCGCUGUGGCAACAGAGUGGGAUGCUCAGAAGGAUACGCUCAAGUUCUACACUAUGCAUCUGACGACUCUGUGCAACACAGCUCUGGACAAUCCAACUCAACGCAACAAGGACCAGAUGAUCACUGCUGCUCUGAAGUAUUUGGAAACAGACACCGUUUGUUACAGAGUCGAUGAGCCUCCAGGUUUGGUCGAGCUCCAGAAGAAUGAGUGGGACCCUGUGCUGCACUGGAUUGAAAACAGGUACGAUGUCACUGUUGGAUCCUCGUCCAGCAUUUUGGGUCCUGAGAUUCCAGAAGCAACCAAAGACACAUUCAGGCAACACUUGAGCUCCUACAACCUCUGGUCCAUGACAGGACUGGAGUUUGUGAUCACUCAGCUGAAAUCUGUAAUUCUGUCGCUGGGGAUGAUCGACAGACAUCUGAGUGUGGAGGAAGCUGUGCUGCUUUCCAGACUGGAGGAGGAGUACCAGAUUCGGCGCUGGGGAAAUGUGGAGUGGGCCCAUGACUACGACAUGUAUGAGCUGAGGGCACGGACGGCCGCCGGAGCUCUUUUUGUUCAGCUCUCAUCUGAGAGUUCAACCAUCAAACACAAGCUCAUGCAAGACUGAUGACGAUUCAGAUUACCAGUUAGCUUAAAGCAACAAUCAUGUUCCACGACCUGCAGCAGAUCUAACAUGAAACCAACGUGAUGUUGUAGAGGUCCCCCUUCCUCUGUUGCUGGAUGGUGUUUGUAUGUGGCAGCUGUGUCUCUAGUUGGUCAUCAAUCACUUGUGACAUUUGCUGGACCCAAACACACAUUUGAAGAUGGUGCUUUUGUCUUCUUCAUUAUAAAAACAGUGCUUGUUCUUAUAAAAUCUGUGUGAGAAAUGCUCUCUCAGAUUAAAACAAACAUUCUGGAGUAGGAUUAUACUUCUGUAAGAACACAUUCAACAUGUUUGUGUCUGUUCCUUCUGUUUUUGCUUUUUCCAUUGUGAUAUAAAGCAACAUUAUGUGUGCCAAUGAUGGUUAUUGUGAAAAAAACAGAAACAAUGGUUGUCUUGCAUUUCUGAAUAAUUUUCUACAAUAAAUGUAGACAUCCCUGUUCAAUUUAAUUAUGGAUCAGAUUUCAGGUUUUAGGUUUCAUUUAUGGCACUUAUUGCUUUUAGUUUUUUGUAAUUUAGUUUUUUUCCCCCUUGUGACUCAUUUUAAUGUAUUUUGUGUGCAGCUCUUUGGGGCAAUGGCUGUUGCCCUCUAAAUGUGCUAUAGUAUCAAUAAAAUUUAACUUGACUUGGA